This is a messenger RNA of Colletotrichum siamense, 1755 nucleotides long. RefSeq lists its product as uncharacterized. Bases 1 to 1755 code for a protein of 584 amino acids. The record is from RefSeq and is a predicted model, not a curated record. The transcript has 2 exons. NCBI's taxonomy places the organism in Eukaryota, Fungi, Ascomycota, Sordariomycetes, Glomerellales, Glomerellaceae.
AUGCAGGACGUCACACUCGAGGAGAAUUGGGAUCAGAGGGUGUUCCAAGAGGCGGCCAUUGCAACUUGGAAGCAUGAUGUAGUCAAAAAGGACUGGCGCAGAGCUGGCGGAAUUCGACAUGGCGACUUCACCGAUGCAAUGUUUGAAUGCUGCAUAGAAGAACUUCAGGCAAAAGCGAGGCUAUAUCAAGAGACGGGAAUUGUUUCUAUUCUUGACAUUGAAGUGCGCCUCACUCGAUCAGACAGAAUCAUAUCGUCAGACAUGCGGAGCUCUCUCCAGAUGGCUGCUCGCGACAUAGAACGAACCUCACUUCGCAAAAUCGAUUGGAGCUCAGGCAAGGAAGCCACGCUCACCCAGGACACGGAGUCGACAUCGAGCGAAAAGAAUGUGGUGGUCAACCUAAUUGACCCAGCGAUGUACCCGCUCGUUUAUGGUCGCUCUCGAGUUCUUCCCGGCAAGGAGAUCGAUCUUCAAGCCUGCCUUGACUACAUCACCCAAGGAAUCACGGUUCAAAUACCGGACAAUGACGAAAGGCAGAAAUAUGUUGACGGCACCUAUUAUACAUUGUUCUCCGGUAAAUCCCAGUGGCUUCCCUGCAACGUUGCAUUCCCAGACGGCAUCAAUGCGAAGAUCACGAGCUACGUCAACAACCUGCAUCCCAAGGACCACCGGAACUUCUAUCCUGUCUUGGAAAACAUCAUCACGAAAGUAAUGCCUAUGUGGAAUCUGGUGUACUCUACUGUCUACAAGGAAGCCAUGCAUUGCGAGAAGCGCAUCGACUGUGAUCAGGCAGGUUGGAAAUAUCCUAUUACACCUCCCUACGACCCACUCAACAUCAAAGAUGACCUAAUGAGCGGACUCAUCGAUGAUGAUGAGUGGCAACGAAGGACCAACGCAUGGCUGCGUAACUUCAGGGUUAUUGACAAACCUGAACCACGGUCCGAGGAAGAACGAGCGUACCAUACACAUGAUAGUUCUGUUACACCUGAAGCGUUAGCGAACUAUACAAGCAUGCUAGGCAAGGCGGACGGCAUUCAGGUCAUUGUCAAGAUGGCAGCAAUGCACCUGACCCCAGAAAGCCCAAUCUGUGAUCUGCGGAAUGAGUUCUGUCUGGAUGGUGCGCUGAACGAACGCAUCGUGGCCACUGCAGUCUACUUUUUCGAUGAUGAAAAUGUUACAGACUCGAGAGUAUCCUUCCAGACACGAUUUCAAGGUUUGAACUUCGAGGAAGAUUGCAGCUUUGAAACGGGGGAUCUGAGACCCCUUGACGAAAUCUUCGGCCUCAGGAACAAGACUCCGUCUCUGCAAAAAGUCGGAUUCGCGACCAUGCGAGAGGGUUUGAUGCUGGUAUACCCCAACGUUGUACAGCAGAAGGAGUCCGCCUUUCAGUUGAAGGAUUCGACUCGGCCUGGGCAUAGAAAGGUUUUGACUCUGUAUUUGGUCGACCCACAAGUCCAAAUCCUGUCAACAGCCAAUGUGCCUCCGCAACAGGCUGAUUGGUGGGCGGCAGAGUUCUCAACGAGCGAAGGACAGCUGAAGGGGCUUCCGAAGGAGGUAGUCGACAUGGUGGUCGAAAAAGUUUCAGACUUUCCGAUUCCAAAACAGGAAGCUAGACGCAUUAGAGAUGAGUUGCUGCUGGAAAGGUCGGACUUACAGAGAAAGACCCGCGAAAUCCUUAGGUCCUACAAAGUUAGUCUCGACUGGAGCGAUGAUGAUAUGGACCAUGACGGCAGCUCUGAAGGAGAGGAUAAUUGA